Molecule: messenger RNA, 1868 nt
Organism: Plodia interpunctella (Indianmeal moth)
Lineage: Eukaryota; Metazoa; Arthropoda; Insecta; Lepidoptera; Pyralidae
Gene: Dera
Product: Deoxyribose-phosphate aldolase
Exons: 6
Coding region: 127-1041 (304 amino acids)
Biological process (GO): deoxyribonucleotide catabolic process; carbohydrate catabolic process
Cellular component (GO): cytoplasm
Molecular function (GO): deoxyribose-phosphate aldolase activity
Source: RefSeq, a predicted model, not a curated record
GUUUUGACGUCUUUUUUACAUUCCAUUGUUUUUCGAACUCUCGUUGUCGCUGUUUGCUUUGUUUUUUAUUUAUUUUCUAAUUCACCACACCACCUCGUAUAUCUUUGUUAUACAAAACCGCCAGCCAUGGUUUAUCCGACUGUUAAGAAAUUUGAUCCUUUAAUCGUUAAGAAUAUCCAUAUUAACAAAAACAGCGUCGAAGCACAAGUGCAGGCAAUACUCCAGAGGAAUAAAGUUAGUAGCAAAGAUCUGCUGGCUGCUUGGCUGCUGAGAGCAAUCAGUGUUAUAGACCUGACUACUCUCUCAGGUGAUGACACUCCCUCCAACGUCAAGAGGCUAUGUAUAAAAGCUGCAUAUCCACUAACUGCAAACACUAUCAAAACUGUGGAGGGUCAGAAAAUCAGAACUGCCGCAGUGUGUGUUUAUCCUAGCAGGGUGCAAGAUGCAUACUCUACUAUCAGACGCAUGGGUUUGGUUAAUGAGUUGCCUGUAGCUUCAGUUGCUACUGGAUUUCCAUCUGGUCUUUACCCUCUGAAUUCAAGGCUGGAUGAAAUUAAAAUGGCUGUUUCAAAUGGGGCUAAAGAAAUAGAUAUAGUCCUGGACCGCAGCCUUGUACUCAGAGGCAAAUGGGAAGAACUGUUUAAUGAAGUGAUCACUAUGAAAGAGGCUUGUGGUGAAGCCCAUAUGAAGGUUAUCCUUGGGGUGGGCGAACUUGGUACUUAUGAAAAUGUUUACAAAGCAUCCAUGGUAUCAAUGUUUGCUGGAGCCGACUUUAUCAAGACAUCAACCGGCAAAGAAGCUGUCAAUGCUACUCUGCCUGUGGGGCUGAUCAUGUGUCGAGCUAUACGCCGUUACUAUAAGAUGACCAACAAAAAGGUGGGGCUGAAACCGGCUGGUGGGAUAAAGACGGCAACAGAUGCGGUCAACUGGCUCGUUCUGGUCAACAAUGAGUUGGGCCCGGAGUGGCUGUCCCCCAAACUCUUCCGUAUCGGAGCCUCUAGUUUGCUUGAUGUUUUGGAGAAAAGUUUGAAUCUUCAUUAACUUCUUUAAUUGAAUAUUUUUUUUACAUUAUUUUGUGCCAUAUAUAACAUAAUUUACGUUUUAUAUUCUCUACUAUUUUUGGGAUAUUUGUAACGAAUUUUAAUUAGUUUUAUAAGUAUAGCCUGUUAAAAUACUUUAUGUUAAAGUAUGUAUUGUCAUUAUAAAUAGCAUUUACAAAAUAUCUAAUUUUGUAAAAUGCUAUAAUGCGAGCCAAAACGAGACAAAAACCUACUUUAUCUUACAGUAUGCUUUAUCUUUUUUAUAGAUGACAGGAAUAGGAUAGUUUAUAACUUGGUGCUCUUAAUAUUUUUGAAUUUGUAGGUAAUUUUUUUGACAACUUUGUAAUGUUAUAUUGAAUGUAUAUUUAAUAACUGUGUGUUAUUUAGUAUAGUAGGUAUGUGCCUACAUUUCACAUUCCAAAGUAAAACGAUACGAACUUAUUAGAGGUGCGUUAUUUAUACAGUAUGUUGUAUAUUAAAUUACACAAAAUCUAUUAAAUAUAAACUCUAAAAUACACAUAAUUAUAUUUUUUAUAAUAUUUACAAUGUAUUUUUGAUUUCUUAAAUAUGUAUAGGUAACCAAAGGCUAGUAGGUAAGCACGUUUUUAUUUUAAUAUUACAAAAAUAAAAAUAAAUGAAGAGUGCAUGUGUCUAGCAGACGUCUAAAAUAUGCACGUGACAUCUAAAUAUGUUUCAUUUACAUACCUGUAUGUAUUAGCAUACACUCUAACCAAUCGUUCGUUUUAUAUCUUUUGUGUUCAAAUAUAAAUUUAUUGUUUGUUAAAUUUUUAAUUUUUUAAUAAAACAUAUCUGCAUUUUUAUACUUUA